Xyrichtys novacula (pearly razorfish) is the source of this 2265-nucleotide messenger RNA. Lineage: Eukaryota; Metazoa; Chordata; Actinopteri; Labriformes; Labridae. The record is from the annotation of a GenBank genome assembly.
AUGGAAAACAUGUCAGAGGAAACCCACGGCGAAAUGACGGAUCCACAGCACGUCCACCUAAGGUAAGGAGAAAAAAACGGUUCAAGGGGUCCCUGUGUGAAGGUGUUUCUAUAAAACCGCGCCUCAACCUUUUUCUUUCUGCUCCUUUUCAUUCACAUGAAAAUUUUUCCUUGUUUGUAUUGAAUGUGUCAUAUACUAACAGACUGAAAUAAAGUAUGUACACAGCGCCCUAACUUUAUUGAAAUGAAGUCAUGUGUUUGGAGGUUAAGGCUCUGUUUGUGUAGAUACCAACAGUUUGGGUCGGGUCAGAACUGCUGACAUUCAUACAGCUCAUUCAGACGACUCAGAGAAUGAGAGUAUUUGGAAUUUUCCAAUAUUUAUCAUGUCUCAGAUUUGUGCACAUCAGUUUGUGAAUGACAGAUAUUGUACAGAAAGACUUAGCUUUCAGACCCUUUACAACAAGAUCUUCAGUGCUUCUCAUCUUUUUCUUUUAGCUUCCCAUCUGAAAGCUCUGUGGAGGAAAUGGCUCAAGACAGACCAGAUCAAGAUGAGACAGAGAAAACGGAGAUUGAUAACAGCAUCAUACAGAGACUUCAAGACAGACCAGAUCAAGAUGAGACAGAGAAAAAGGAGAUUGAUAACCGAAUCAUACAGAGACUUCAAUCUGGCUGGAUAGGCACUCUUCAUGUCGUUUUCCUGGUGCUGCUUUUAGUCCUAAUCACUGUCAUUGUUGGCCUGAGCAUCAAUGUUAAGCAGUUACAGAAAGAAAGGAGUCAGCUGAGACAGCUUCUAGAAUCAACACACAUGGGACUGAACCACACCAUGGAAGUAAAUCAAAAAGUGAGCCAGAGUCUGAACUUCACCGUGGAAGAAAAUCAAAAACUGAGGCUGAGUCUGAACUACACCAUGGAAGAGAAUCUGAACCUGAGCCUGAGUCUGAACAACACCAUGGAAGAAAAUCAGAAAUUGAGCAGAAGACUAAACUACACCAUGGAAGAUAAUCAGAAAUUGAGCCUGAGUCUGAACUACACCAUGGAAGAUAAUCUGAAACUGAGCCGAAGACUCAACCACACCAAGGAAGAAAAUCAAAAACUGAGCCUGAGUCUGAGCUACUCCAUGGAAGAAAAUCAGAGACUGAGCCGAAGACUAAACCACACCAUGGAAGUAAAUCAAAAAGUGAGCCAGAGUCUGAACUUCACCGUGGAAGAAAAUCAAAAACUGAGGCUGAGUCUGAACUACACCAUGGAGGAGAAUCUGAACCUGAGCCUGAGUCUGAACAACACCAUGGAAGAAAAUCAGAAAUUGAGCAGAAGACUAAACUACACCAUGGAAGAGAAUCUGAAUCUGAGCCAAAGAUUAAACCACACCAAGGAAGAAAAUCAAAAACUGAGGCUGAGUCUGAACUACACCAUGGAAGAGAAUCUGAACCUGAGCCUGAGUCUGAACAGCACCAAGGAAGAAAAUCAAAAACUGAGCCUGAGUCUGAGCUACUCCAUGGAAGAAAAUCAGAGACUGAGCCGAAGACUUAACCACACCAUGGCAGAAAAGUCACAGCUUCAAGUGCAGAUUGAGGAGAUGAAAAUCAUAUUGAAUUCUACUAUGGAAAACCGUGACUCUUUCAGAAAAGACAAAAUCAAAUAUCAACAGCUUUUGAUCAAUGAAAGGCAGACCUCAACUCAACUAAAAGCUGAAAAUCAACGUCAACAAUCAAUUCUGAUGUCGGAGAAACUAUCUUUCCUCUGGAGAUUCUGUGAUAAAGGCACCCUGCAAUGUUCACGCUGCCUUCCUGGUUGGGCUGAGCACGCCACACGCUGCUUCCAUUUGGCAUCACAACCAAUGAAGUGGGAAGAUGCUCGUAGGGAGUGUUUUAAUGAAGGUGCUGACCUGGCUGUUGUCUUGAAUGCUGCAGACCAGGCAUUUCUGACCAACAUGACUUUCCAGUUUACACAGCAGCAUCCAAAUGUACUGUUCCAUUCAGCAUGGAUCGGGUUGCAGGACAUGGUGCAGGAUAACAGAUUUGUGUGGGUAAAUGGUAUCAAGUCCAAGUCAGAUUUGAAGUUCUGGAUGCCUGGAGAGCCAAACAAUGCUGCGGCUCAAUGGGACAAAGACCGUGCAGGACAGGACUGUGUUGUCAUUGUCCCUCCAAAGACUGUUGGACAGAAAGGCUGGCUGAACUCCUGGGAUGAUGUUGUCUGUCGAGGCCAGCGGCACUACAUUUGUGAAACCAAAGCUCUUAUUUUGUCUGGAGUAAAAACUGAGGAAUGA